AUGGUCUCCUGUGCAGCCCAGUGUUCCUUAGCAGGGGAUCCAGCUGUGGGGAAGAGUGCUUUAGCCCAGAUGUUCCGCAAUGAUGGGGCUCAUUUUCAGAAGAACUACACACUGACAACGGGCAUAGAACUGUUGGUGAAGGCUGUAUCAGUUCCAGAGACAAGUGAUAGUGUGGAAUUCUUCAUUUUUGACUCUGCAGGAAAAGAUCUAUUUUCUGAAAUGCUGGAGAAACUGUGGGAGCAACCCAACGUCCUGUGCCUCGUCUAUGAUGUCACUAAUGAGCAAUCUUUCAACAACUGUGCCAAGUGGUUGGAGAAGUUGAGGGCUCAAGCAGUUGGAGUGCACAUCCCAGGUGUCUUAGUGGGGAAUAAAACAGACCUGGUUGGUCGUCGAGUUGUGGAGCAGAAACAAGCACAGGAGUGGGCUGAGAAACACGGCCUGGAAUACUGUGAGAUGUCAGUGAAGGAGAUGAAAAAUUUUGACGCCCCUUUCCACAUCCUGGCAAAGUCAUACCACCAACUGUACAAAGAGAAAGUGGAAACUUUUCAUGCACUAGCUUGAGGGCUGUCACUGGGAUGACGUAUUUAUCCUCUGAGCUUCCUCUAGUGCCCAGAGUCCUGCAGGAUGGAAUACAGAGAGAAGAAAAAAGAUGAGCUAUUUGCUGCUUCAUGGUCAUCUUCUGGUAAUUCAAAAUAAACUAGAAAUAAGCAAGUGGAAAGACA
Opisthocomus hoazin is the source of this 722-nucleotide messenger RNA. The record is from RefSeq and is a predicted model, not a curated record. NCBI's taxonomy places the organism in Eukaryota, Metazoa, Chordata, Aves, Opisthocomiformes, Opisthocomidae.